UUCUAUGCAAUAUUACUAAAAAUAUACUAAAGUAGGAAGGGGACGACGCAACCCACCGAACAACUCCAUGCUGUAGUCCGUGAUAGGAUAUUCUUAGAUUUAAUCGUCAUGAACUCUAUAUUUUUGUACCGGUGAAAUUUUUGGAUAUUAUUUGAAUCAACCAAUCAAACAUUAUCAAUAUCAAUCAUAGACUACAAAAAACACUGAGUGCGAUCAAUAUUGAACAGUAUGACUGCAUAUGAAAUCUGUUAUACAUAAGUAAAUGCUUAACUACUCUUGCAUGUAUGAAAAUUUAAAUGUUUGCAUUUAAAUAUCAAUUAAAUAAAUUAACGAAGACAAUGAUUUUAAGCAGAAAUAUAUUUACUGUGAAACGAUUAGUACAAAAUAUCAGAAAGUUCCAUUGUUCGCAAAAAUGUGGAUCAUACGAAGGGUCUGGGAAAACUAGAGGUGAAGUUAUUAAUAUUAAUCCUGGUCCCAGGCUUUUUAUAAAAGAAGUUUCACAGAUAGGGUUUGUGCUUAACGAUAAUUCAAAAAUCAUUGGUCCUCUUGCAAUUUUUCCAAGAAGUGCAUUCUGUUGGAACAUCCCAUCUGGAGAACACAUAAAUGAGAAAACAUUGUCUUUAUUCUUUACUAUUGAACCCAAACUGGAUCUGUUAAUAUUAGGUCUCGAAAGGAAAUAUGAACAUAAAGAAAUUAUGGAAUUAAAGAAGAUGUUAGCAAGAGAGGGCAUGAAUACUGAAAUAUGUAGUGUAGAACAAGCAUGUGGUCUUUAUAAUUUAAUAUGUGAUGAGGGUAGGUUUGUUGCAGCAGGUCUUAUACCGCCAGUAGAUGUAAAAUUACCAGUAGUGUCAAAUUCAUAAACCAAAGAUAAUAUAAAAUAGUUGGCGUUAGGUGAAAAAUAAACAUUAUCUUAUUGUAUAUAAAAACGUAGAAAAUAGAUCUUAUUAUUAAUGUGUUCAUGGAGAAUAUAAAUUCUCUACAAUGUUAAAGUUCACAUAAUAAAAAGAGAGUAAUAAAUUGAAUUUUACAUAUUUCAUGUAUUUUAUAUACUAAAUUAUUCAAAAAGUGAUCAUUAUUUUAUUUACAUAAAAUAAAUGCUAUUUUUUCUAUUA
Nomia melanderi (Alkali bee) is the source of this 1112-nucleotide messenger RNA. The record is from RefSeq and is a predicted model, not a curated record. NCBI's taxonomy places the organism in Eukaryota, Metazoa, Arthropoda, Insecta, Hymenoptera, Halictidae.